Sycon ciliatum is the source of this 2119-nucleotide messenger RNA. RefSeq lists its product as uncharacterized. The record is from RefSeq and is a predicted model, not a curated record. Gene Ontology annotation, molecular function: pyridoxal phosphate binding; L-2-aminoadipate:2-oxoglutarate transaminase activity. Gene Ontology annotation, biological process: biosynthetic process. Bases 81 to 1463 code for a protein of 460 amino acids. The transcript has a single exon. Lineage: Eukaryota; Metazoa; Porifera; Calcarea; Leucosolenida; Sycettidae.
UGGGGAGCUAGCUGGCCCCGCGGUUGCUUUUCUUGUUUUCAAAUAAAUUAAAUUUUGUGUUCUUUUAUUUUUGUACUGUAAUGUUGGCUUUCGCUGGACUUGGUCGUGCAGCGACGAGAGCUGCACCACGAACAAAUAGACUCCCGUCACAAAUAGUCCACAGAAUCGCACAGCGCUCCUGCGUCGACAUGUCUGAUACAUUGUUUGAAGACAUCGGGAUUCUGGUGUCCGGUGCGAACUUAGGAAUUGGCUCACCUGGCCCAAAAGAGUUGGCCACGUGCAAUCAACUGUUUGCAGAAGCCACGCAAUUCAGAAUAAGCAAGGAGGACUCGACAAGCUUGUUUUCUUACGGACCCAGAAGUGGGCAUCCUGGGUUCCGGGCUCAGUUGGCCAGCUUCCUGAGUAAACAUUAUGGUGAUGCUGUGGACCCUGACGACUUGAUGCCCACUGGAGGGGCUAGUCAGGGCUUGACCUUGCUGACUAACUACUACUUUAGCUCAGGAGAUGUAGUGUUUGUCGAGGAUGCUUCAUAUUUCCUGGCCCUCACCUUCUUCAAGAAUGACUGUAACAUGAAGAUCAUAUCGGUGCCGACCGACGAUGGUGGUAUCAUUCCUGCAGAAUUUGAAAGCCUGGUCACGCAGCACAGCAAGGACUUCCGAGCCGUAACGGAUAACAAGCCUUUCAAGGCCAUGCUUUACACAAUCUCGACGUACCAAAAUCCGACGGGCCGUUCACUGGAUGCACAGCGUUGCAACGACAUCCUGCGCGUUGCUAAGGCCAACGACUUGCUCGUGCUCAGCGAGGAUGUCUACAACCUGUUGCCCUUUUCGCAAAGCUUCCGUGACGGCGACUUCAACUCCAGCUACGUGCCGGCCACCGAGGAGAAGGUGGACCCGUCUCCACUGCGCAUGUACCACUAUGACCGACUGGCCAAUAGCGGCAAUCCUGGUUACGGGAACGUCGUGUCCAACUGCACGUUCAGUAAGAUCCUGGCACCGGGCUCGCGUCUCGGCUGGAUGGAAGGAUCUAAGCACGUGCUUGACCCGGUGCGCCGCAGCUCCUUUGUGCAGAGCGGCGGGGCUAUUCAACACUUCAUGGCUGGCAUUGGCGAAGCACUGCUGGAGCUCGGUUUGCAGGAGAAGCAGCUGGCACAUUGCCGGCAAGCUUUUGAGAACCGUGCCAAGGCGCUGUGCCGAGGAUUCCGCGCGCACUUGCCGUCGGAAGUUGUUUGGAAGCCACCCCAUGGUGGCUACUUCAUGUGGCUACGCCUGCCCGACAAUGUUAGUGGCAUGGACGUCAGGAAAGCGGCGUUGAAAGAGAACAUCUCGCUGACGCACGGCGAAGCGUUUUCCCUUGAGGGUAAGUUCAAGAAUUACAUCCGCGUUUGCUACACGUACGAAGAAGAAGACACACUGGAGAAGGCUGGCGAGACCAUCGGCCGCAUCAUCAAAGAUCUGAUGUGAAGCAGCCGCCGAAUGCAGUCUGCAGUGAGUGCUACUCUAUACUCAUUUACAGUACAAUCAUGUACAUUGGCACAGCUAGGAGCAAAACAACACAGCACAUGCCUGCCUCCGACCGUAGCAUGCCUCUCACUGCACCGCCGUUAGGAUGCCUGGAUGUUACUUCUGUUGGCGAAUACACGCUCCAUGUACUAUCGGCGUCAUAGCUGAUGACGCACUGACGUGCAUUUGCUUGCCUCCCCGCUUAUUGUAGCAUGCCCAAUCUGGUUGUUUCAGAGUUUUGAAAACUCCGUAGACAUUGCACAUAGGUCAUGCUGCGACUUGUCAUCUCACUUUUUUUCAGAUCUCUUGUUAUGAAUUUUAGUGGGCCUUUUCUUUACUGUACUCGUUGUGUGUGCAGUAAACAUCACCCAUACCAGUAGAUGCCCGUAAAGUGAGGCCGUUAGUUCACUGUAGACUACCCGAGGCUGUGCUUCAAAUGUUUAUCUUGCCACUCGCUCAGCCUGCAGUGCAGGAAUGUUUGUGGCUUUCUUUUGUUUUAGACUGGCUAUAGUCACUGUCUUGUUAAGUUUUAAGCUAUUUUUGCGUGGCGUUCAUUUGUUCGCCCCGGCCCAUCCUGCUCUUCUCCUCCAGUGUUCUGGUGUAGUGCCUCUUUUCAA